CUGUCAAGCUGUCCAAGACUUCCUCAGAUCUGUCUCUGGACGGGUCGUCGGAGCCCGGGGGGGAUGAUCUGCCAUCUGAGGGGAUGUUUGAGGGUCACCAGGAGACUGUUAAUGCCAUGCAGGUCCACAUGGGUCGACUCUAUACCUGUUCUGGAGACCGCACUGUUAGAGCCUUCAGCCUGGUGAGCCGCGAGUGUGUGGCUGUGUUUGAGGGCCACAGCACGAAGGUCAACUGUUUGCUGGUUUCUUCUGGACCAGGUCUUCAACAACGACUUUAUUCUGGCUCCAGUGACCAGACUAUCCGCUGCUACAACCUCAGGACCGGGUUCUUUGCCUCCACAACCGCUGGAAAGUUCUGUACGCUGGCCCUGGCUAACGGCUCCGUGGUCACCUUCAGCAUCAAGACCAACAAGCAGCUGGAUGUGUUCGAGUGUCACGGGCCGCGGGCGGUGAGUUGCCUAGCGACAGCCCAGGAAGGAGCUCGCCGCAUCCUAUUGGUCGGGUUCGACAGCACCAUUAGCAUCCGGGAUGCCAAGAGUGGCCUGUUGCUACGGACUCUCAAGGGACACACCAAGACAGUGCUAUGUAUGACGGUAGUCAAUGACCUGGUCUUCAGUGGCUCCAGUGACCAGUCGGUCCAUGCACACAAUAUACACACUGGAGAGUUGGUGCGUAUCUAUAAAGGACAUAGUCAUGCUGUCACAGUGGUGGCCAUCCUGGGGAAGGUGAUGGUCACUGCCUGUCUUGACAAACUGGUCCGGGUCUACGAGCUACAGUCACAUGAUCGUCUGCAGGUGUACGGUGGACACACAGACAUGGUGAUGUGUAUGGCAAUCCACAAGAAUAUGAUCUACACUGGUUGCUAUGACGGCAGUGUGCAGGCGGUCAAACUGAACCUGAUCCAGAACUAUCACUGCCGGUGGCAUGGCUGUUCUCUGAUCUUUGGCGUGUUGGAUCACCUUCAGCAGCACCUGCUCCUAGACCACGCCUCUCCCAGCACACAGAACCUGAAGUGUCGAUGGAAGAACUGCGAUGAGUAUUUCGCCGCUCGCAAUGUCUCCAAGCAGGUACACCAGAUACUGUAA
This is a messenger RNA of Oncorhynchus masou masou (cherry salmon), 1085 nucleotides long. RefSeq names its product zinc finger protein 106-like. The record is from RefSeq and is a predicted model, not a curated record. Lineage: Eukaryota; Metazoa; Chordata; Actinopteri; Salmoniformes; Salmonidae. Gene Ontology annotation, biological process: insulin receptor signaling pathway. Gene Ontology annotation, cellular component: membrane; cytosol. Gene Ontology annotation, molecular function: RNA binding; SH3 domain binding.